Messenger RNA from Galendromus occidentalis (western predatory mite), 2185 nucleotides. RefSeq lists its product as uncharacterized. Bases 22 to 1983 code for a protein of 653 amino acids. The transcript has 14 exons. The record is from RefSeq and is a predicted model, not a curated record. Lineage: Eukaryota; Metazoa; Arthropoda; Arachnida; Mesostigmata; Phytoseiidae.
UCGCCGUCCAGAGGGUGCACGAUGAGCUGGCUGGCAACUUUUGUUGUCCUUACCACGGUCAACCAGUUUUCGCUGAUUUCUUGCCAAGAGCGCCGGAAUGCACCUUGGGGCUUCUUGAGCUACCCCGGAGAAUCGAAUGCAACCAUCUUCGUCGUGAAAAUCAGGAAGCACACGGAAUGCGUGUUCCUCUACAAAUGGAGCAUCGACGAAUCGGUUGGGGUUGCCGUCGACGGCUCCACGUUCGCAGCAAACCUCAAGUUCAAGCGCAUUUGCAAUCAGAGUGAGACGAAAAUUGAGUACAGCGGAGUCGAGGGAAAACUCGCGAGCAUUUUCUACAGGAUACUCGAUGUCGGUGAAUUCUCGAGAGCCGUUCUGGAUGAUGUAUGCGUAAGACAGCGCACGUGUCGUUACGAGCGAAGCGCGAAAACGGAAGCUUCGAAAUUCGUAUUAUUGACUUCUCCCAUCGCUAGACAAGAAAUGACCGAUGAUCUAACAUUCACCCAUAGGCUCGAUCUCAGGAACGACACGAUGGCUCUCGUUGAUCUGGAUCCGAUCAGGAUCGACAUGCAAGACAAAGAUGUUUUGGAAAUCCACCGAUGCGACGAUUCGGAGAUUCUCUUCUCCGUCAAUACAACUUCACUGACCCGUCGCACAAUAUUCAAGCAUUUCGGCUCCGAUCUCUGCAUUACGUACAUUUCCCGGAGAGCUCCGGGGAUCUCAACUUUCGCGAUGCCAUGUCAACUUGUACAGCUCUUUCUACAGGAGGCUAAUUCUCGAGUUCUCUUCUUCAAUGUCAUGAGGAGAUCGGAGCCCACAGUGGAUCUUCUGAUUCUCGAAGGAAACUCACAGAUUCAAGAAGAUACCUCGAAAUAUUAUUGCGACCUACACCAGGUGGACAUUUCUGAGGGACGCAACGACCAUCUCCUGAUUUCCCGUUCCUCCGAUCUUCGGAGCGAUGUCAGCCUGCAGAUCAGCCGGACGGGAGGCGAGGCUUACUUCUUGGCGGAGAUCCACGCGGUGGACAUCUACGUAGCCGUGUUCCAGAACAUCGUCUGGGAAGGAAAACUGAGUGAUGAAAAGUCUUUGUCCACUCUGGUAGCGAGCAUCGGCUGCCAGCAGGAAGGCGAUGCCAAAGUCUCGCCCGAUGACAGAUAUAAUUACGGGGCUGUGUUCUGCGUCUACGUCAAAACCCGCGUCAUAGCGAACUCUGGUGGAAAAGCAGAGCGGAGUGAGUGGUCGGAGAUCAAGAAAACUCUGAGAGGCUACAUCUUUACCAUCGCCAACAACGAAUCUUUCGUGAACGAAACGGGAGUAGAAAUCAGAAGUGAAAACCAAAUCGAUAUCCCGGAGAACAAUCCGAUUGUUUACGCAGCGCGUGACUAUGCUCUGGUACGGCUCGUAUUCGUCAUCACCAAGGAAGAGAGCUACGCUCCGGAGUACAAUGAAUCGACUCAUUACAGAAUUCUCGAAGAGCUCAGACACCACAUCGGUAUCGACGAUGACUUUAGGCUCGCUCCUCACUGUCACGUGGAGAUAUCUCUGGAACGAAAUCUGAUAUUUUUCGGUCUCCUGGUGCUCAUUUGCACCAUCACCUUCGGUGCCAUAUGGAGAUUUCAACUGAAUAGCGACGUGCAACGUAAAGUCAUCGCGCAGAUAAACGAGCAGAAGCGCAGGAAGAGCAACGCGGAUUGGUGGGGGUCGGGUGAGUCGGAACUACCGGGAGAAAACUCGUCAACGAACACUCGGAGCGAAUACGUGAAUAAAGCCUUUGUUCCCGAAGCGGGACCGCACACCGAGCAGCAAAGCAUGCCGAACAAACUAGAUGGCACUUCUCUGGCGAUGAAGUCACGGAGGAAGAAGGAUUCCGGCUCGAAGAUACCCCUCAUCGUGAAUGGCGAACUGCCUCUAUCCGUUCCUGGCGGUCUCGGAGGCCAGAUGAGAAUGCGGAUGCAAGAGGAAAAUGAGAUCACAUCGCCGUUGUGAGCAAACCGUGACGAACAAGCACGAGCAAUCACAUACAUCUGAUGCGCUAUCGGUGCCAGACGGUCGAUCAUCCCCUGCCGGAUUCAAUCUCCUGGAAUCACCGCUCUUCUCGAUUCGGCAUAAAAUCCUAAAACGCCUUCCACCUCAUGGUGGGGUCAAUCUGUGCGCUCCUUUGACAAGAAAGAUUUCAUAGGAACUUCAU